Molecule: messenger RNA, 1497 nt
Organism: Trichoderma citrinoviride
Lineage: Eukaryota; Fungi; Ascomycota; Sordariomycetes; Hypocreales; Hypocreaceae
Product: MFS general substrate transporter
Exons: 4
Coding region: 1-1497 (498 amino acids)
Biological process (GO): transmembrane transport
Molecular function (GO): transmembrane transporter activity
Source: RefSeq, a predicted model, not a curated record
AUGGGUGCCUCCUCGCGUGAAGGGGACACGCCACCAGGAGACGAAACAAAUUCGAUAUCGCCAACCCCGAUCCUGGUCAAGUGGGAUGAAAAUGAGCCCGCCAACCCGUACAACUGGCGGACGCUGUACAAGGCGUUCAUCACGCUGCUGCUGGGCAUGUUAGCCAUGGCGGCCAGUGUCGGAUCGAGCAUCAUGGCUCCCACCGACGAGAAGCUGCAGGAGGUCUUCCAUAUCGGCCAUGAGGUUUCGGUGCUGUGCAUCUCACUUUACAUCCUGGGAUUCGCAUUUGGCCCCCUUUGCUGGGCCCCCAUCUCUGAGCUCUGGGGCCGCCGCAUGUCUCUGCUUCCCCCCAUGCUUGCCGUCGGACUGUUCUCAAUAGGCACAGCCACGAGCAAGAAUAUCCAGUCCGUCCUCAUCACGCGGUAUUUUGGCGGCCUGUUCGCUUCGUCGCCGGUGAGCAACGUGGGAGCCAUCAUGGGCGACAUCUGGGAGCCCAAGGUCCGCGGGACGGCAGUGGUGUUUUACGCCCUUUGUGUCGUCGGUGGUCCUACUCUGGGUCCCGUCAUCGGUGCUUCUCUGGUGGUGAACCCUCACCUUGGAUGGCGCUGGACGGAAUACAUCCAAGCCAUCUGGACCUUUACCGUCGCCGCCAUCGCUCUCUUCUGCCUGCCAGAGACAUACGGCCCCGUUCUGCUGAAGCGUAAAGCCCAGCGUCUCCGCAAAGAGACGGGCAACCAGGCCUACUACCACCCCCACGAACAGACCAAGCUGUCGCCCAAGCUCAUCCUCACCAAGCACCUCUCGCGCCCUCUCCGCAUGUUGUUCACCGAGCCGAUGGUUACGUGCAUCGCGCUGUAUGCGUCGUUUGUGUACGCCCUGCUGUACAUGACUCUGGAGGUGUUCCCCAUUGUCUUUGCUCAGCACCGGGGAUGGUCGCUGGUGCAGAGCUCGCUGCCGUUUCUGGCGCUACUGGUGGGCGUUUGCAUGGCCAUGUUUGUCAACUUAGCGAACCAGCCGCGUUAUGCGAGGCUCGUGGAUGCUGCGGGAGGCAAACCGGUGCCAGAGGCUCGGUGUGCGCCGAUGGCGGUAGGGGGGGUUGUCUUUGCCAUUGGGCUGUUCUGGUUCGGUUGGACGGCAGACCCCAAGAUUCACUGGAUUGUGCCCGUUCUGGCAGCCGUCUUCAUCGGCGCCGGCUUCAACAUCAUCUUCCAGCAAUGCAUCAACUUCCUCGUCGACACAUACCGCGUCUACGCCGCAAGCGCCACAUCCGCCAACACGUUCCUGAGGAGCGCCCUAGCCGCGUCGUUUCCCCUCGCGGCGGCGCCCAUGUUCAAUACCUUGGGCGUUGGGCCGGCCAUGUCGCUGAUGGGGGGUGUUGCGGUGAUUGCCAUUCCCGUGCCGUUUCUGUUCAUGAAGUAUGGUGUUCAGCUGAGGAAGAUGUCCAAGUUUGCGCCGGUGGACGAGGAGGUGCGGAAAACGGAGAGAGUACAGGCAUAG